GGAGCUCCAUUGAUGAUUGCUUUUUACUAGUCAUCAGGCAUGAGCUCAGCUCAGAGUUACCAUACUCAGAGUCGACUUAUCUAACUCACAUCAGCUGUUCUUGAAAUGAAAACUCAGCAUUUCACUUCACAGGUGACCUUGUUCAAGAGCAAAAGGAGGAUCCUACACUUCAGGCUUUGUAUUGCCAGGUACUUCCGGACCAUGAAGUGGAGAGUGCAACCUGUUGUUAUUUUCUUCAAAAAUGGGCUUUUGUUCUGCCGGCUAAGCUAAGACCCCUGGUACUACAGAUUGCUCAUGAUGGCGUGUCAGGCGUGUUACCUAGGGGAGCCCCACAGAUGGACAUGCCUUUCCCAUUGUAUGUGGACGCUAGCACAGUGGGAACGGGGGCUGUCCUCAUGCAGACUAAUGACCAUGGUGUUGACUGUCCGGUUAGAAACUGCCGAUGCAAACAACAGAGCAGAGGAGCUGUGGAGAGAACAACAGAACAGACAUGAACAGCUUCUUGUCAAGGGAUGUCCAGGUGAAGAGCAUGGAGCAGACAGUGAAACAUGCUGAGAAGUACCUGGGAGAGAUCUGCUUGCUGCUGGCCUCCUACACCAGGAAGACAGCCAAGCUCAGAGACAAGGCAGACCUGCUGGUGGCUCAGCUCUUUGACUUCUCCAGGACUGAGGACCCUGAGGUUCAGACUGGCCUUCGAAACCUAGCUGAAGACCUGGCCAUGGUGCAGGACUACAGACAGGCUCAGGUAGAGAGACUGGAAACAAGAGUAGUUUCUCCACUAAAGUCCUAUGGAGAUGUAGUCAUCAGUAAGAGGGCAGAUCUGAAGAAGUUUAACACUGAUCUGAACAGAGAGCUGAAAGAGUUGCAGAAAUUGGAGAAAAUUCGUCUGAGGAACCCAGCAGAUCGACAGAGCAUUUCUCAGGCAGAAGUCAACGCUCAGAAGGCUUCCAACAAUGCCCAGCGCAGCAUCAGACAGCUGGAAGAGACCAUCACAGACUUCCAGAGACAAAAGCUGGAGGACAUCAAAAGGAUUUUCACAGACUUCAUCACAGUGGAGAUGCUGUUCCAUGCUAAAGCGCUGGAGGUCUAUACACACACUUACGACAACCUGGAGGCAAUGAACACUCAAAAGGAUCUGGAGCUGUUUAACGGACGGAUCCAGAUGUCUGACUCUGUGAGUGGGCACCUGGACACCCCACUGAGCAGCUACUCUUCUCCUCUCAUGAGCCACUACCCCAACCCUCAUCUGGCCUCCACAAAAAGUCAGGGCCUCCAUUCAAUGCUGGGCUCCACCACCAGCCAAAACCACAGACAACAGAGCCAGCACCUGGCCACCACCAGGAGGUCUCGCAGCACUUUUCAACGCCAGAGAGGCAUGGAGGAGGAGGAAGAACUGGAAGGGGAAGGAGAGGAUGAAGAAGAAGACGAAGAGUUAGAAGAGGAGGAGAUGUAUGAAUCAGAGAUAGAGGAGGGUCAGCACGCCAGCAGGCAGUCUUAUGCUGCUCAAUAUGCUGAGAUGCGCAGAUGGCAAAAGUAACAUGCUGUACAUAGAAACACAUUCACAUACACAGAUACAAGUACUUUUACACAGUGCUGUCACUGUGUGGAUAAAAGCUACUUUUCCUUCAAUAUUAAUCUUAAAAGUAGAACGUGAUUCUCAGGUGCAGAUAUUCUUUGUAGUAUCCUCAGGUUGGUUUUUUUUGUUCACUCAAACAAUCUUAAUUCACCAAAACCAUGAAUUACAUGUUACAUCGCGAAAAGCUAUCAGCGGUUUGAGGGUGAAAAUAUUCACUGUUGUCUCAUUUCACAUCACUUUGCUUCCUGCCUGUGUCCCUCCACCUGUCUUAUUGGCCUUGAUUAGUUUGACACGUUCCCUGUUAGUUUUAACCCCCUUGUGUUAAGGUCAACAUUUCCUUUUUGAAACUUACAACCUUUCCAGGUACACAAUGCCAAAAAUGUUAAAAAAUUAUUGACUCUAACAAAACGAUGUUACUUUUCUGUACACACAUGUGGACCCUCAGCAGAUUAGCCUCCUUGCAUAUACUGUACAGUUUAAACAAAAUUGAGUAAGUAAGUACAUUUAUUUCAUGGCACUUUUAUACUUGGAAACCUGUCUAAAUAUUCUAUUCACAAGCCUAAUACAAAUACUGUUGACUAGUUCAUCCUCUCCCUCCCAUGGGUGCUGCCAUUGUUACGUGACGUUAGACAGCUGGUCCCUCAUGAGGGCAAGCUGACAAGUGGGAAUUCCAAUUUCAAUUUCAGUUGUACUUUUUCUUGCAGGAUGGCAGAAAUCUUUCAAAUAUGGAAGCAACUUUGUUGUCCCUUCUCACUUUGUCUUAGUACCUCUGAGGCUAGCAGUGCAGCUUUUUUUCCCCCCUUAUCCUGUGCUAACUGACUUACCCUUUUACUCCCCUACAGCUUGAUUUUAGAUACCUCUGCCUUUGGUCUUGGACUGAUUUUCUGUGUAUUGUACAACUGCUUCAAUAAAGACUUUUCCCAUCCA
Acanthopagrus latus (yellowfin seabream) is the source of this 2503-nucleotide messenger RNA. Its product is annotated as CBY1-interacting BAR domain-containing protein 2-like. The transcript has 12 exons. Gene Ontology annotation, biological process: cilium assembly. The record is from RefSeq and is a predicted model, not a curated record. Gene Ontology annotation, cellular component: ciliary basal body; ciliary transition zone. Bases 443 to 1537 code for a protein of 364 amino acids. Lineage: Eukaryota; Metazoa; Chordata; Actinopteri; Spariformes; Sparidae.